Molecule: messenger RNA, 4333 nt
Organism: Pocillopora damicornis (cauliflower coral)
Lineage: Eukaryota; Metazoa; Cnidaria; Anthozoa; Scleractinia; Pocilloporidae
Biological process (GO): cell adhesion
Molecular function (GO): carbohydrate binding; calcium ion binding; protein binding
Source: RefSeq, a predicted model, not a curated record
AUGCAGGUGAGAAAUGGUGAUCUAACUUGCCAGUACGUGUCAUUCAGCAGCAAAUUCUCAGGAGAUGGAACUCCCGUCAGAGUAUUUGCUUCAAUUAAUCAUGGAAAUAAAUCAUCAGGGAUCCAUGAUAUAGCUUUCAUUUGGAUCGAAGAUGUUACAACGAGCCGUUUCAAGGCCUGUCUCGUACAAAGUGGCAAAAACUUAGAGAGUAACAGCACUAUGAUUGAUUGGUUUGCAUUCCAAGGAUCACAAACGGGAGUAUCUCAUGGCCAUGCUAUUUUUAGUCUUUUCACAACUGGAUCACAAUGCAAUCGGGUUAAAUUCACUCAGCCGUUUACAUCGAUACCCAAAAUUUACGUGACAGUACAGCAUGGAACUCUAAACCAAGUUCAGGACGCCAUGAAUAUUUGGAUUGCGAACGUCUCCACGAAUCAUUUUGAAGUUUGUUUACAGGAAUCGACGACAUUCGACGGCCUUCACGAUAAACUUUUAGUGAAUUGGAUGGCCUACGAACAUUACCCACUAUCCUGGGAGGCAAAGGAGUCCUCAGCUAAUGUCACUUUUUCAAUUCCAUUUUACUCUGCACCUGUGCUACUUACAACUGUCAUUAAAGGUGGUGAUAACAAUGCAAACAGCGAUUGCUCCGUGAAAGGUCCCAUAAUCACUUGGCUGGAGGAAGUGACUACCUCUUAUUUUCGAGUGUGUAUAAAGGAUAGUGCUGGAUAUGAUGGUCAGAGAAGCAAAGUACUCGUUGAUUAUUUGGUUAUCGGAGAUCUCGAUCCCUGUUUAAAUGUAAGUUGCAAGUAUCACAGCCAUUGUGUAGCCUUGUCUCCAAACCGAUCUACUUGUGCUUGUGAAAGCAGCUGUCCGUCAUAUGAAGAACAGGUCUGCGCAUCUAACGGUCGCACAUUUACCAACUUGUGCUUGCUUAAGCAAGACAUAUGUAAAAUACGUGGGAAUUAUACCAAGUAUCAUCCUGGCAGCUGUAUAGGCGUUCAGAGGGGUAAGAUUGACAUACAGGUGAGAAAUGGUGACCUAACUUGCCAGUACGUGUCAUUCAGCAGCAAAUUCUCAGGAGAUGGAACUCCCGUCAGAGUAUUUGCUUCAAUUAAUCAUGGAAAUAAAUCAUCAGGGGUCCAUGAUUUAGCUUUCAUUUGGAUCGAAGAUGUUACAACGAGCCGUUUCAAGGCCUGUCUCGUACAAAGUGGCAAAAACUUAGAAAGUAACAGCACUAUGAUUGAUUGGUUUGCAUUCCAAGGAUCACAAACGGGAGUAUCUCAUGGCCAAGCUAUUUUUAGUUUUUUCACAACUGGAUCACAAUGCAAUCGGGUUAAAUUCACUCAGCCGUUUACAUCGAUACCCAAAAUUCACGUGACAGUACAGCAUGGUACUCUAAACCAAGCUCAGGACGCCAUGAAUAUUUGGAUUGCAAACGUCUCCACGAAUUAUUUUGAAGUUUGUCUACAGGAAUCGACGACAUUCGACGGCCUUCACGAUAAACUCUUAGUGAACUGGAUGGCCUACGAACAUUGCCCACUAUCCUGGGAGGCAAAGGAGUCCUCAGCCGUAAAUUUUUCCGAAAACGAGGUACCAUCUACAAGAGACAGUUACGCCUUGUGUAAGAAUGUCACUUUUUCGAUUCCAUUUUACUCUGCACCUUUGUUAAUUACAACUGUCAUCAAUGGUGACGGUAACAAUGCAAACAACGCUUGCUCAGUGAAAGGGCCUAUAAUCACUUGGCUGGAGGAAGUGACUACCUCUUACUUUCGAGUUUGUAUAAAGGAUAGUGCCGGAUAUGAUGGUCAGAGAAGCAAAGUACUUGUAGAUUAUUUGCUUUUCGGAGAUCUCGAUCCUUGUUCGAAUGCAAGUUGCAAGUAUCACAGCCAUUGUGUAUCCUUGUCUCCGAACCAAUUUACUUGUGCUUGCGAAGACAGUUGUCCAUCGUAUGAGGAACAGGUCUGCGCAUCUAACGGUCGCACAUUUACCAACUUGUGCCUUCUCAAGCAAGAAAUUUGUAGAACACGUGGGAAUUACACUAAGUAUCAUCCUGGAAGCUGUAUAGGUUUCCCUCUUCAGAAAGGAAGACAUCAAUUCGGGAACGUUCCUUCUUGGGCAGAAGACCAGUGUGAGGUCAUCCAGUUUAAACCUUUCAUAUUUUACCCUGACCAGAAAAUAUACGUACAACUUACUGUCAAUCAUGUGAACUAUAGUGACUCCACUGUGGUACAUGAAGCCACAACACCCUGGGUUGAGAGUGUCAACAGCACUCAGUUCACAGCUUGUGUCACUCGAGCUGGGAGGAAUGAUUACCCCUCGGAUAGCUUUGCCACAGUUGAUUGGGUCGCUUAUCAGGGUGCUCCGUCUGGGGGAGUGGCAGGCGAGAAAUGGUUCUCGAGAUGGUGGACUGGAACUAGCUGUCAAAAGGUCACCUUUGCCAAGGGAAAAUUUUCUCAGCCACCGACGAUUUUUGCAACAGCCAAGCACCACAGAUCCCGCCUUAAGCACGAUGCCACCAGUUUGUGGAUGGAAGAUGUCUCCGUAAAUUCCUUCAAGAUUUGUCUUCGUGAGCUGCAGAAUUUUGCAGGGGUACAUGAAGACAUAUCGGUGAACUGGCUUGCGUUCGAGUCCCUUCACAGACCAUUGUUUUCAGAACACAGUUAUGUAAACUUUCAGAAUAACCUUUCACCAUCAGGGAUUUAUAAUUUUGCCUUCUGUAAGGACGUGAGUUUCAAGCGAAGCUACGAAAAAUCACCAACGGUGUUGGUAACAGCCAAACAUUCUAUCAAAGGAGGAAAGGUAGCCGCAGAGUGCAAUGGAAUUGUGAGCUGGAUUGAGUUUAUCACCCCCUCUAGAUUCCGCAUUUGCGUGAAGGAACUGUUCAUCCAGCAUUACGAUCCAUUGUUGGUAUCCUAUGCAGUGCUAUCAGAUGUUUGUGAGGAGAAAUGGAAGUAUUUCAAUGGAUAUUGUUACAGGAAAGUAUCUUCUUGUGAUUCGUGGACCAACAGCCAGGGUACAUGCGCAGCCCUGGGGGCUAAUCUUCCCAGUAUCCACAGUCAAGAAGAGAAUGUUUAUGUUCAAAGUCUCCAUGGCGGGGAGCAUUCUUGGCUGGGGCUCUCUGAUAUAAAUACUGAAGGGAAAUUUGUGUGGAGCGAUGGAACAUCGUAUGACUUCCAUUACUGGGCGGAACACCAGCCAAACAACUUUCACGAUGAGGACUGUGUUCAUACGCUUGGUUUCCUUCAAGAUCAUCGAUACGAAUGGAACGACGUUAAUUGCAGUGACUGUCACAGAUUCACUUGUAAGAAAGACUUCAACGAAUGUAGCGAUUUCUUCAACGAUUGUCCGGUGAAUGCCUCUUGUGUGAACAGUGAUGGUUCAUACGCAUGUCGAUGUCCUAUUGGUUUUCGUCUAGAGGGGAAAAAUUGCUCAGAUAUAGACGAAUGCAGUUCAGGGUCAUUUUCCUGCCAUGCAAAAGCUAAGUGUGUCAAUACCCCUGGUUCCUACUCUUGCAUAUGUUCAGCAGGAUACAAAGGAGAUGGAAAGAUAAAUUGUAACAUACCAACUAACUGCGCAGGGCUGUACAAAUCUGGUAAAACAACCAGCGGUGUUUAUACAAUCGACCCUGAUGGCUCUGGUGCCUUUGAUGUAUACUGUGACCAAACAACAGCUGGUGGGGGCUGGGUGGUGUUUCAAAAAAGACAGGAUGGCUCGGUAGAUUUCUACCGCGGCUGGACCGACUACAAGAAUGGCUUUGGUAAUCUGAAUGGUGAGUUUUGGCUGGGACUGGACAAGAUUCAUCGCCUCACAAAAACAAAGAACAAGCUCCGGGUAGAUCUGACGGACACCACAGGCAGUACUGCUUACGCGGAGUACAACAUGUUUUCAGUUAGCAGUGAGAGGACUAAGUACAAGCUUAGCCUUGGGACCUACUCAGGAACUGCCGGCGAUUCUCUUUCUUAUCAUCGUGGCUAUCCCUUUUCAACCAAAGAUCAGGAUAAUGACGUAGAUAGUAGUAACUGUGCUGUGAAUUACAAAGGAGCGUGGUGGUACGUGAGCUGUCAUUACUCUAACCUGAAUGGACUUUAUCAUCAUGGGAAGCACUCAUCUUAUGCCGAUGGAGUCCAUUGGUAUCACUGGAAGGGACAUUACUAUUCCGUCAAGAGAGCUGAGAUGAAAAUAAGACCAGUUUCAUUUUAGAACUCCCUAUUUUUUUUCCUUUCGAGGGUUUACUAAUUUCAUUUGUAAAGGGAACACAGAGAAACAGGGUUAGAUAUAUAGAUUUCUUCGUGGAAAGUGUUGACGUACGAUAUUUUCGCGAGUUUUUUUCCACAAU